Messenger RNA from Ylistrum balloti, 1863 nucleotides. RefSeq names its product tubulin epsilon chain-like. Gene Ontology annotation, cellular component: microtubule; cytoplasm. Gene Ontology annotation, molecular function: GTP binding; structural constituent of cytoskeleton. Gene Ontology annotation, biological process: microtubule cytoskeleton organization; mitotic cell cycle. The record is from RefSeq and is a predicted model, not a curated record. The transcript is spliced from 12 exons. The coding region runs from base 48 to 1511 and encodes 487 amino acids. Lineage: Eukaryota; Metazoa; Mollusca; Bivalvia; Pectinida; Pectinidae.
UGUUCGUAAAUUCUGAUUGUAUUUGACGAGUAGGAUCGCGAAAAAGAAUGACACAAUCAAUAGUUGUUCAAGUUGGACAGUGUGGGAAUCAGAUUGGCUGUAGAUUCUGGGACUUGGCAUUACGAGAGCAUGCAGCUGUUAACAAGAGCGGAUUGUAUGAUGAAUCUAUUGGAAGUUUUUUUAGAAAUGUUGACUCGCGCUAUGAUGAUCCAACAGACAUCCCAUUAGGGACAGGGAGAGGAAAGAUCAGGUCGCUGAAAGCCAGGGCUGUAUUAGUGGAUAUGGAGGAAGGAGUAGUUAAUGAGAUGAUGAAGGGACCCCUUAAGGAAGUGUUUGACUUCCAACAACUCAUCACAGACGUAUCGGGUGCAGGAAACAAUUGGGCUGUUGGUCACAAGAUGUAUGGUACCCAGUACAAGGAGAAACUGACCGAUGUGAUUCGAAGGGCAGCAGAGUUUUGUGAUUGUCUCCAGUGUUUCUUUGUCAUCCAUUCCAUGGGAGGAGGUACCGGUUCUGGAGUGGGUACUUUCAUUUUGAACCUGUUGGAAGAGGAGUAUCCAGAUAUAUACAGGUUUGUUACUGCUGUUUACCCUUCAGCAGAAGAUGAUGUGAUAACAUCCCCUUACAACAGUGUACUUGCUAUGAGAGAGCUAACAGAAAAGGCUGAUUGUGUCUUACCAGUGGAGAACCAGGCACUGAUGGACAUAGUGAACAAGGUUGGAAAUUCUGUGCCGUCUUUGAAAACUGGUAAAAAAACCUUUUCAGGGCUGUCUGAGAGCAUGAAGGCUGGUAGUGCUAUUACAACAGGAGAAGGAGGUAUGGUCUCUAAGGUGGAGGAGCGGCCAUUUGACAGUAUGAACAACAUUGUGGCUAACCUACUUCUGAAUAUGACCAGUUCUGCUAGGUUUGAGGGUUCCCUAAAUGUGGAUUUGAAUGAGAUAACAAUGAACCUGGUUCCAUUUCCACGACUACAUUACCUUGUUUCCAGUCAAUCGCCACUCUAUGCCAUAGCUGAUGUGAAGCUGCCUCCCAGAAGACUCGACCAGAUGUUCUCAGAUGCAUUCUCUAAAGACCAUCAACUAUUACGUACAGACCCCAAGCGUAGCCUUUACUUAGCAUGUGCCUUAAUGGUCAGAGGCAAUGUGGAAAUUUCUGACGUCAGGAGAAACAUUGACAGAUUGAAACCAAAUCUACAGUUCAUUCAUUGGAACCAGGAAGGCUGGAAGACUGGUCUGUGUUCUGUGGCUCCAGUUGGUCAGCCUUACUCUCUUCUGACUCUCGCUAACAACACCUGUGUCCAUCACACCUUCACUGAGCUGAAGGACAGAUUUGUCAAACUCUACAAACGCAAGGCCCAUAUACACCAUUACACUCAUGUAGAUGGUAUGGAGUUGUCAGACUUUUCUGACAGCUUAGAUUGUCUCAGCUCAAUAAUCACAGAAUACACAGACUUAGAGAGGCAGCUUGGUAGUCCACCGCCAGCAGAACCAAGGUUAAAGGUCAUGACCUGAUGCUCUUAUCAUAUUGCUGAAUACACAGACUUAGAGAGGCAGCUUGGUAGUCCACCACCAGCAGAACCAAGGUUAAAGGUCCUGACCUGAUGCUCUGAUCACAUCACAGAAUACACAGACUUGGAGAGCAGCUUUGUACUCCAUAACAUCAGAACCAAGGUUAAAGGUCCUGACCUGAUGCUCUUAUCACAUUGCUGAAUACACAGACUUGGAGAGGCAGCUUGGUAGUCCACCACCAGCAGAACCAAGGUUAAAGGUCCUGACCUGAUGCUCUGAUCACAUCACAGAAUACACAGACUUGGAGAGCAGCUUUGUACUCCAUAACAUCAGAACCAAGGUUAAAGGUCCUGAC